Molecule: messenger RNA, 1434 nt
Organism: Aphis gossypii (cotton aphid)
Lineage: Eukaryota; Metazoa; Arthropoda; Insecta; Hemiptera; Aphididae
Exons: 5
Coding region: 1-1434 (477 amino acids)
Molecular function (GO): protein dimerization activity
Source: RefSeq, a predicted model, not a curated record
AUGAAAAGUCGAGGAAACAAUAAAAAGGGUAAAUUGGCUCAACAUUUUUCAUCUGCAUCUCAUAAAUUGGCUAUGUUGGAUUAUUGUGCAUUUAUAAGUCAGUCAAGUCGUGUUGAUUUUAUGUUCAAUAAAUCUGCUCGACGAUUAGCAAUACGUCAAAAAAGUGAACAAGAGUUUAAUAGACAAGCAGUAGGAAUGUUAGUUAAUGUAGUUCGUACACUAGUAAGACAAGUUUUAUUACUUUACCGACACAAUCCUAUAAUAGAAAGAUGGUUAAAUGAUAAAUCGAUGCGUCCUUAUCAUGUAACAUAUCUUGGAUCAAAGUCACAAAAUGAAUUUAUUGAACUACUUGCUGCUGAAAAUCUUAUGGCUGAUACUACACCAGACAUAUCAUUAAAAGAUCAAUUAGCUGUAUGUUUAAGAUAUGUUGAUCAAAAUGGAAUAACAAAUGAACGUUUACUGGAUGUAGUCGAAUCUACGGAUAAAACUGGAUAUGGAACAGCAAAAUCAAUUUAUGACUGUCUCAUUAAGUAUGAAAUCAAUACUGAUAAUUUAGCUUUUCAAUCGUAUGAUUAUGCAAGCAAUAUAAGUGGGAUCAACAGAAGAGCUCAGCGUUUCUUAACUGAAUUUGUAGGUCAUUCAGUAACAUACAUUCCAUGUCAAGCACAUAGGAUGAAUACUUUUUUAGAACACAGUUGCGAUGCUAGUCCUAUAAUUGGUGAUUUAAUUUCUGUACUUGAAAAUAUUUAUGUAUUCUUUUCAUCUAGUACUAAGAGAUCUAAAGAUUUAACUGACCAACAGUUAGAAGCUAAAGAAUUAAAUAUAUGCGAUGCCUAUGUAUUAAUUAACUCUACUAUAAAAUCAUUGGAAAACAUAAGAUCAGACACUAAAAAUAUAGAUAGCUUAAUUGAAAGUUCCAAAAUAACCUCAGAAUCUUUUGGAAUAGACCCAGAAAGAGAUUUUAAACGCCACCACCACACAAGAAAGAUUCCAAAAAGAAUUGAAAAUAAUGCUGACAACUCAACAGUUGAAAAUUUAACAAAGGCAUUUUAUCUUUUUCCUCCUAAGAGUCAAGGUGGUCAGCUAACAGAUUUGGAUGCAGUAAUAGCCGAGUGGGAAAUAUUAUGUCAUCAAUGUAAAAAUUUUGAAACAUUUAAGCAAGUUAUGGAAAAAUCAAUUGAGUUACAAAAACCUUUGCCUUGGGCAAACUGGUUGUGUCGCCUUGCAUUUACAGCUCCAGUAACUACAGCAUCAAAUGAACGAACUUUUAGCAAGUUAAAGUUGAUUAAACAUAGUUUGAGCUCUACAAUAAGUUCUGACCGUUUAAGCUCGUUAAUGAUUUUAAACUGUGAAAAAGACUUAACUGACAAAAUUGAUAUAAAUUGUGUUCUACAAAAAUGGUCUUCUGCUAAACAAAGAAGAAUUGAAAUUUGA